Molecule: messenger RNA, 2922 nt
Organism: Candidula unifasciata
Lineage: Eukaryota; Metazoa; Mollusca; Gastropoda; Stylommatophora; Geomitridae
Source: the annotation of a GenBank genome assembly
AUGGCUGAGGAGGCUGCCUUCAAUGUGUGCAGCACUUUCUCCAACCCGAAACCCACCUUUGGAAAUUAUGAAAGAAGGCAGAAAUGUCAAGUGCUAAGACGAUGCAAGUCAGAUAAGCCAUAUGUUGGCAGAGAUAAUAGUGGCUUGUGUGUGAAGAAACAAGCAACACGUGUACGUUUGAAGCAGGCAGAGAAAGAGAACAUGGAUCCUGAAGCAGAGUUACCCUUAACUAGGUCAGAUGUUCUACGCUGUGAUUCUAGUGAACAUCGGAGACCACUGGAAAACUCUGAUGUGAACAGUCACAGUUUAGACAAUCAAAGCUUUGAAAAUGAAGACAGUUGUGAUUCUGGUGAAGACGAUUUUAUUUUUGAUACCAACAACAAUCAAGGAAUAUGUACAAGCAACACUAAACGGCUUUCAGAAGCAGAGGGAGGUGCAACAACACCACCACCAAGUCCCACGUGGAACCUCCGGAUCUUAUGCAAUGCUGUCAGUCCAGAGAUACGCCGAAUGCAGCUGCAGCGAGAGAAUGCUGGUGAUGAAGAAAGAUCUUCCUCAGCAUCUGUAGCUUCCUCAAGUACCACAGCAACCAAUCAUCCGAUGGUGAGCCCUUCAGAGGAGAACAGUUGCGACUACACAGAGUUUAUUUCAUCUCAAGACAGUGCUCUGGGCUUGGAGUUUGAGGUUAUCACAUCUCGCAAGGAUAAAUCACUGGGUAGAUUGUGUGACAAAUUUUUGUUGCGUUACCCAGACCAUCCAGGGAAUGACAGAAUUAACAUUUGUCUGGAUGAAGUUGCAAAGGAUUUGGGUGUGGAGCGACGGAGAAUAUAUGACAUUGUAAAUGUGCUAGAAAGUGUGGAGAUUGUCAGCAGGGCUGCCAAGAACAAGUACUCCUGGCAUGGUAAAACAAACUUACCUCACACACUGCUGAAACUAAAGAUUUUAGCUGUGAAAGAAAACAUGUUUGAACAGAUCAUGAGGAUCAAGGAACAAGAAAUGGCCAAGGAUUUGAAUGAGUCUGGAGUAGACAUUGAGACCUCUGUAUGGGAUUUGAGACCAGAGAAUGACAGCAAGCUGGAAGAUAUUUUUCAGAGAAAGGAAAGAUCCCUAGGAAUAAUGAGCCAGAAAUUCCUCAUGCUGUUUCUGGUAUCAAAGCCCAAGACAGUGAAUCUGGAGCUGUCCGCAAAAAUGUUGAUUGGUGAUGAUGCUCUUGAGGCCUCCAAGUUCAAAACUAAAAUACGACGCCUGUAUGACAUUGCCAAUAUCUUGACCAGCCUGCGGUUGAUUAAAAAGAUUCACGUGACAGAGAUCAGAGGCAGAAAACCUGCCUUCCAAUAUACUGGACCUGAUGUGGAUAAUGUUCAUGACGUCGACUCUUGUUGCAAUGAUGGAUGUCAUCGUCCCAGCUCAAGACACUCACUUCUGGACUGUGUCCGCAAUGAGAAUGUUCAGAGCAUCAUGCAUGGUUUCCGUCCAAUACGGCCAGCUGGAUCAGUAUUACCAGAUUUCAAAGUCAAGCUUUCUUUUGAUGGACUGGAUGAGGCAGCUUCCGGGAACUAUCUACCCAGGAAUAAUUCAUUAGAUGAGAUCUGCAAGGUGACGGAACAGGAGAGAAACCUCUUGAUUGGUUCAGCCUCAGAGCCAACAAGCCCCAUCAGGAAACAUCUCUCUGAUGAUGUGAACCCAGCUCCAGGAACCAAGGUCACCAGGUUUGCAAUACCCUUGUCCAUGUCCAAACAUCUGAGUUUUGAUGACCACAUGGUGAAGUGUGGCACCAGCACAGCACCCAGGCUGAUCCACCGCCCCCAUGCUCGUUCUCUACAGCCUCAGGUUAAAAAUGUAGUUUUGCAUACACCGACUCCUGGCACCAAACCUGCAGAGACCAUCAUUCUGUCACACUCAGGGGAGAUCAAAUCUGUCAACAGUGUGGGCACUGCCCAGCAUAUACCAUUGUCCAAGUCACAGUUUGAGACAAUUUUACACUCCCUGAACUUUGCCAAGUCCAGUGCUCAACGGCAAAUACAUUUUAACAAACCUUCCGACGGACCAGCCCCAUUUACGAUUUUAGGCAGGAGUCUCUUACAGUCACCUGACUAUGAUGUCAGCGCUUUGAAGGCAUCAAGUCCUGGGUCUGUAUUGCAGAACCGGUCACUCAAGAGAAACCUGGUUGAGAUUGCUGUACCAAGUGAGAAACGCAUCAAGCUGGACUUGCCAAACAGUUCUGCUAGUACAGAGUUGAUAGAUUCUGCAGUGGCCUGGAAUGAAGGCUCACCAUCAGCACCUGAAAUCAAAAUUGGUCUGAGACGUCUAAACAGUAUGCCAGUUGUCACAUCGACGUCCCAGGCUGGUUCUCUCCGCAUCCUGCCACAGAUCAUUGUUCGCUGUGUUAACAAAUCGGCUGCAGCAACACCCCCUACAGACCACUUCAGGCUACAUGUGAAAAAUGAUCAGGGAGCAACAUCUUGGAAUGAUAAAACUUUGCUUGCCACCAGAAAGCAUGUUGUGGAAAACAUCACACCAACUCCUGGCUCCUUUUUGUCUCAGCUGAGGACACCAACAAGCAAUGGAUUUCCAGUUAAGAUAAUUGCUAAUCCAAUGACACCUGAUCCUUCACCAACCAGUCAGACAAGUUUGCUUUCCAUUGCUGAGUCCUUUACACCGCCAACAACACCCAAGAACCAUUUAUUGUUCAGUACACCACUAACAGGGUCACGUGAUAGUAUGCAGACAGAUAUGCACAUCAUUCAUCAACCAGGCAGUCUGAGAAAAGUCCUCACAGCCACCUCGACAACACUACCACCUUCCCAUAACCUGUCCUCGCCAUUUCAAGUUGUUGUCCCAUCAUCAUCAUCCAAGCAGUCUUCAACCACUUUUCUGCUGAAAAUGCCCCCAGGAAAACUCACAAAAACAGCCACAAUGUAA